Messenger RNA from Chelmon rostratus (copperband butterflyfish), 1120 nucleotides. It is a transcript of the gene spryd4, whose product is annotated as SPRY domain containing 4. Bases 10 to 684 code for a protein of 224 amino acids. The record is from RefSeq and is a predicted model, not a curated record. The transcript has 2 exons. NCBI's taxonomy places the organism in Eukaryota, Metazoa, Chordata, Actinopteri, Chaetodontiformes, Chaetodontidae. Gene Ontology annotation, molecular function: protein binding.
GUGAAAAACAUGGCGAUACCCGUUACUGCAGCUCGUCUCUGUUGCCUGGCAGGACGGACUGUUACCUCCCUGUCAGUCAGACACUGGCGGGCUGUCAGCUUGCCCACGAGAAGAUGCUACAUAUCCACCUCGACGGCGAGCAAUCUUCAGUUCAGGCUUGAUGAGCGAACAGCUCACAGCAGUCUGGACCUCUUCAAGAAAGACACUGGCGUCAUCUACCGCAUGCUGGGUCUGGACCCCAGCCACGUGCAAGACAACCCGGAGCGCUUCCGAGAAUGGGCCGUCGUGUUUGGCGAUGAGAAGAUCAGCGGUGGACGACACUACUGGGAGGUGACGGUCAAAAAGUCACAAGAGUUUCGUCUGGGUGUGGCCGAGGCGCUGAUGUCCCGAGAGGACUGCGUGGGCACCAACAGCUCUUCCUGGGUGUUCGGCUACGCUCAGCGCAAGUGGUUUACCAUGACCAACAAUAAGAUAGUGCCUGUGACACUGGUGGGCAAGCCGGACCGCGUAGGCAUCCUACUCGACUAUGAAGCGGGCCUCCUGGCCCUGGUGGACACAGAAAACCCCAAUAUCAUUCACACCAUCAGGGUUCAGUUCAAGGCUCCCCUCUGCCCCGCGUUUGGACUUUGGGACGGGGAGCUGCUCACACAUUCUGGUCUGGAGGAGCCUGAAGGCCUGAAGUGAAGCAGGAUGAACUGUGAUGGUGAUGAUUGUGAUGGCCAUGAAAAGCUGUGGGGUUGCAUUUGCAACAUUUACCACAAGGAAAAAAAGCAAUAUCUAUGUAAGAGUCACUUACAGCUCAAUUGCAGGUGAUGGUUAAUUUUCUGUGGUCCAGCAGGUUCAUAAUCACGACUCUUAACAAUGCAAGUUAAUACUUUGUGUAUGUCAUUCAGCCUCAGGCAAUCACAUCGCUGGAGCUGUCUUAUGUUUACCUCAUGUAUCACCUCUCAGACUAACUGAUGUAAAAAUUAUGUGUGGUUGUUUUAGAGAGGAACAUAAACUGCCAUGUUGUUGGUUUACUCUGUGUUCUGGUGUCACACACAGUUACAAAGCUGAAAUCAACACAAAACCUUUUUCAGUCUCAUGUUCAUACUGUAUAUCAUUUAAUAAAAUAACUUCA